AUGUUUUCGCGCCGAUUGCUACGUGGUAUACGAUGGCAUUCGACACACGACGGGCCAGUGGUUUCGGAAACGAAUCGCUCGGAAGCCACUUUGAAACGUUUCUGGAAAACAGUUUCCGUUGGAAGACAAGACAAUUCCUACACAGUCCUGCUCGAUAACCGGCCGUUAAAAACACCCUCAGGAAAUUUGCUGCUGCUGCCACCCAAAAAGUCUCUAGUUGCUACCCUUGUUGCUGCUGAAUGGGAUAACCAAGAUACCGUCUUGAAGCAUCAUGCUCUUCCUAUGACCUCAUUGGUUUCGAGAGCAAUUGAUUCCAUGGCUGAUGAUGCUACGAGUGAGCAGGUUCGAAAAGCUCUGUUGCAGUAUCUGGACACAGAUACGAUAUGUUUCCAUGAAGACUACCCUCAACAACUUGUCGACCUCCAAGCAAAACACUGGGACCCUCUUUUGGCUUGGGCAAGAUCUACAUUUGGCAUUGAGCUCAAGACGUUUGAUUCUGUGUUGUUCAACUCGCAACCCGAGGCAACUAAAUUGAAACUCGACGAGGUCAUGUCUUCCUUGAAUCAGUGGGAGCUUGCGGGUAAUCUACAGUCGAUUUUGCCGUGUUACUUCUUACAAAUACCACGUCCAGGCAUGGAACGAGCAACUUAUACGACCAAGUCAGUGUUGAUUGCUCUUGCACUUGUGAAGGGACAUCUAUCGGUCGAACAAGCAUCUCUUGCGUCGCAAGUCGAGGUCGCCAGCCAAAUUGCUCGAUGGGGCGAAGUAGAAGACACCCACGAUGUUGAUUUUCAUGAUGUGAGGAGACAACUUGGUAGUGUGGCGUGUCUGCUAUCGUCUAUCUGA
This is a messenger RNA of Mycena indigotica, 846 nucleotides long. RefSeq names its product Nt-Gln-amidase domain-containing protein. The transcript is spliced from 5 exons. Gene Ontology annotation, biological process: mitochondrial proton-transporting ATP synthase complex assembly. The record is from RefSeq and is a predicted model, not a curated record. NCBI's taxonomy places the organism in Eukaryota, Fungi, Basidiomycota, Agaricomycetes, Agaricales, Mycenaceae. Bases 1 to 846 code for a protein of 281 amino acids. Gene Ontology annotation, cellular component: mitochondrion.